UCCAUCGUGACCACUUGCGACUUCCAUGUCGUUCUUCAUGAGCUUCUUCGCGGGCCAUGACGCCAAGGUGCGCUCGCUCGACGAGGCAAGCCCGCUGCUCGACCAAUCCAAGGUUGCCAAGCCGGCGCGGACCUACCUACACGAGGCCCAGUCGCUCCUGCUGCUGGCGCUGCCUCUCGUCCUUAGCUCGGCGCUCGACCAUGUCGCUGGUGUUGUGCCCAUCAUGAUGAUGGGCCACCUCAGCAGCGAGUACAGCAAAUCGUACAUUUCAGCGAUCGCGAUGGCCACGACCUUUCUCGUUUUGACGUCAUGGACGGUUAUCUGGGGCACGGGCGCCGCCAUGGACACGCUCUGCUCGCAGUCGUACGGCGCCGGUCAGUCGCAGGACAUGGGCCUCGUCUUCCAGGCCGGCUUGCUCGCGGGUAUGAUUCUCCUCACGCCGAUGCUCGCACUUGGCUUUUUCGCCAAAGACUGCCUCUUGCUGCUCGGGCAGUCGGACGAAGUCGCGGACCUCGCUUCAAACCUUGUGACCAUCAUGUUGCCGGCGCCCCCGUUCUGUCUUUUCUACGACCUCUUGCGCCGUGUGCUCCAAGGCCAAACCAUUGUUGCGCCACUCACGCUCGUGUCCUUUGUGUGUGUACCCCUGAACCUCAGCAUCAACUACGUGCUCAUGUUUCACACGUCGCUCGGGUACCUCGGCCGCGCCGUGGGAGCUAGCAUCAUGGGCCUCCUCUCGCCGCUGCUGCUCUUGCCCUACAUGAUGCGCACGUCAUUGUACAAGACCGAGUGGCGCGGCUGGGACCUCGAGGCGGCCAUGGCGCUGGUGCCCGAAGUGCUUUCCCUUGGGAUCGCCGGCGCGGCCAUGCACGGGUUUGAGCUCUGGGGCAUCGCGCUCACGUCCAUUAUCGCGGGCAACUUGCCGCACGGCGAGACCGCGAUCAGCGCCGACGCGUGCAUGCAUUCGUUUCGCGGCUUCUUCUACAUGGUCUACGGCCCGAUCGGGGUCGCGGGGUCGAUCCGCGUUGGAAACGCGCUCGGAGCGAACGACCCGGUGCGCGCCAAGGUCGUUGCGUGGGAGACGGUCGGUAUCUGCGGGACGCUGGGCCUCGGCGCGGCGUUCGUCAUGGUCUGGCUGCGCCUCUCGUACCCGUAUACGUACACGAACGACCUCGCCGUUGUCUACUUGACGUCGCAGCUUCUUUUGGUGUGUGCGCCGUUUCAGGCGGCCUGUGGCGUCUACGCUGCGAUCCUCGGCAUCUUCCGCGGCACGGGCCAGCAGUCCCGGGGUGCUGUGCUCAAUGGCGUCGCCUACAUUGGGGUUGGUCUCCCGCUCGGUGUCGCGCUCGCAUAUGUGAAUGCAAACGGCAUUGUUGGGCUUUGGAUCGGUAUGUCGGUGGCCUUUCUCUGCUGUGCAGUCUAUGGUGUCUACUGGCUGUAUCACGUCGACUGGGUCGUGCUUGCUACCGAUGCUCAAGUCCGCACCCACGAGACACUGCACCCGACCGACGUGCACGACGUCGUCGCGUGAGACCCUCGUCGUCCUCUUGUUCGACAUAUAUCUUUGAACUGUGCUAUUGUACUACUGUCU
Saprolegnia diclina VS20 is the source of this 1588-nucleotide messenger RNA. RefSeq lists its product as hypothetical. Lineage: Eukaryota; Oomycota; Saprolegniomycetes; Saprolegniales; Saprolegniaceae. Gene Ontology annotation, molecular function: antiporter activity; xenobiotic transmembrane transporter activity. The coding region runs from base 26 to 1528 and encodes 500 amino acids. Gene Ontology annotation, biological process: transmembrane transport. The record is from RefSeq and is a predicted model, not a curated record. The transcript has 7 exons. Gene Ontology annotation, cellular component: membrane.